Molecule: messenger RNA, 5904 nt
Organism: Didymella exigua CBS 183.55
Lineage: Eukaryota; Fungi; Ascomycota; Dothideomycetes; Pleosporales; Didymellaceae
Exons: 2
Coding region: 411-5753 (1780 amino acids)
Cellular component (GO): membrane
Source: RefSeq, a predicted model, not a curated record
UGACGAUGGCUGGCACCUCAAGGCACGCUGUGUUGGCGGCGCAGUCACCAUGACGAGUCCCCUACAUCGUGCAUUCUCUCUCUCCAUCUUCCCUGUACAUACUACCUACAUAGCCGUCGUUGCCUGCGCUUGCUUCUCGCCCUCGCGUUGCUCUUUUCCUAGGCCCUAAGCAUCGAAUCCACUGUGCAGCACGGCCUGCGCAGCCUCUCUGCAGCACCACAUAGCCCCAGACAGCUCUUAUGCAAGUCGUGCCAGUUGAGACACGUCUAAGUGACCUGCGGUGACAGUGUGACGCCGCCUGCACUCCAAUCUCGCACCAUCAUCUGCACCACGACGGGACCCAGGCUGCAGCAAGAGUCGAGGUGCUCCACUCGCUCAGCACCCGGCCAGCUCCAUGAUCUCGUAGCAGCAUGGAGAAUAGUAGAGACACUGGCACCUAUGCCACUCGAAUCUCGAGUCCUCCUACAGCGCAGCAGCAUUACGAAUCGUUCCCCCAGAAGCGCAAUUCCUACCGUCGACCGGCAGACGCACGAUUGCAGCCCCAGGACCCCAACAUGGCCACGAGCAAUACUGCCCGGCCAGUCGCCACCCCUGCGUCGAAUGGUGUGUCUCGAGGCUCUUCGCAUAGACGGCGGCAGAACCAACAUAUCCCCCCAACCACCGGCGCACUGGUCGAACCGAUGCCCGCUGCGCCAGACGUCCCUCGAGCCCCGCCGACGUCCUUCAAAGACCCGUAUGCGCAGAGAUUGAGCUCCAAAGUACCCUCCCGCUCUUCACGCGAUCCUCCCAUCCAGAUCAACCCAAGCAGACAGCAACCAACCAUUCAGACGCCUGCUGGGAGGUUGUACGAGUUGCGGUCACCUCCGUACGCACCAGCCGAGCCUCUUUCAGGGUCCAUCGAACGUCGCGGGUCACAGCGAAAUCCCUCCGUCCCUGAUCGAUCGCCCUUGCAGAAGCUCGAGGGCAAGCUCGACGACAUCAGCAAAGAAGAGAGGCGGGCGCGCAUACUCGAAGCAGAGCUGGCCGCACAAGAACGGGUGGAAGCUGAGAUGCGUGCUCGACGGGCGCGUGACGCAGCUGAAAAGGAGAAGAGGCUGGCAACGCAGCCUGCACCGACCUUCGAACCGGUCCAGGACACCACUGAGCGAGCCUUGAGCAAUAAGCGCCACGUUUCACAACCGACCUACGAGAUGGUACCUGGCACCGUCCAGCGCACAGGGUCCAAUAAGCGCCAUGUUUCUGCGCCACUCUCCAGCCAUCCAAAGUCGCCUGAUAUCAGUGAUCUCGAAUCCGAAGAUGGCUAUGCCUACGAUCUCAGCGAGCCAUGGGACCCGUCUGCAGCACAAGCAGUGGCAGUUCCAGCUCCUCACCGUAUCCCUUCACAGAAGCAGCCACGCCUGACCUCGAUAUCGAAGGUACCUAACGCAGACCCCACCAUCGCCCGCAAUCCUAGCAUCAAGGGCAAGGAACCAGCUAUGGUUUCAAGAGGUGCUGGGAGCUUCAAGGAUCGUGCCGUUGUACCAACUGCUACAGCCGCGCCCGCUGUACAACAGAUCCAAAGGAAGCCAGUCGAGCACCCUAUUGGAAGUCUAACCCCGCUUUCUGGGCUUGGUUUAGAAGAUGCAGGUAUCGACGACACUCUGAGCGGAACCGAGGUCACUCGUUUCGACAGCAGGAGGUACUCAAAGAACUCUCCUCUAGUUCAGCAGCCGACUCGACAUGGAAGCCAAAGAGAUAGCAGAGGCAUCAUGGCUGCUCGGAUGGAGAUGCAGCAACAACAGAUCAAUCAGAAGGGCACUCCCCCAAGUAAUGGGCAGUUCCAAGUCCACCCUUACGAUUCUCCACUACCGCCGGUGGCGCGCAAGAGCGUUGGCUUUUCUGAUGUUGACUCUGAAAUACAUCCGCAAGACCCCCAUCACCUUGCACGCCACAAGGGUCAUGAGCGGACCCAUGUCAAAACGCCUAUGCUAGAAGAGUGGAGACAAGCACCGAUAGCUACCCUUGUUGCCGAAGACCUGGAUUUGAGUACUCCUGCACGAACGCCGGGUGGUUCGAACAAAGCCUGGUGGGAAGAAAGCCAAGCUGGCAAACGCCGGCGAUCAAGCACUCAUGUUGAGCCUACCUAUGAUGGUUACGCGGACGAGCCUACAUCUCAGACCAGCUUCAAUCCGCCCCUUUACUUGAAGUGUGGACCACUCUUGCGAUACACUGGUCUUCGAAGAGAUCAAAGUCGAGCCGGUAAAGAACGGGAGAUCUGGAGGGGCAGUGUCAUGAUUGUCACCACCGAUUCUGAAUCGUCAUACCAAAGACCACCCACCUUGCGUCUGUUCAAGCAGGCAAUGGAUAUCCUGCCUCUCCCACCACAAGAGCUCGAAGGCGAUGAGUCGAGCCCAGCAUAUGUUGAUCCUGUUGAGGGCCAGUUCAAGGUCUCGAGAACUGGACAGAUGAUGUACGUGAAAGCCGUGGACGAAAUUGCUGAGAACGAAGAUCUGUCACGAGUCGAAGAUGACACUGGCCUCUUCUCCUUCGCUCGCACCGGCAAUGGUGCGAGUGUCAAAUCAUCACGCAUUCACAAGAAGGAUGGUGAGAGGCUAGGAAAGGUGCGAGAAAUACCUGCUGUCCGCCUGCAUGCAGAACGAGGGGUCACGUUCUGGCGCUUCAACCUCGAGGUCGAACUUGGCAGCACACAAGCGCGCGUAGCCUACCGGAUCAAUAAAGGGCCUGCAAUCGGCUUUUGGGUGCCAGCAAAGGGUGAGACCAUGAACAUCAUGUUCCACAGCUGCAACGGCUUCUCUCUAAGUGUAAAUUCCAAGGACUUCUGUGGCCCGGACCCAAUGUGGCGAGACGUCCUGAACUCACACCAAAGUCGACCAUUCCAUGUCAUGCUCGGUGGUGGCGACCAGAUUUACAAUGACGCUGCCAUGAAGCAGACGACUUUGUUCAGACAAUGGACAGAGAAUAGAAACCCAUUGAACAAGCACCGCACCCCAUUCUCUGAGGAAAUGCAGAACGAACUGGAGCAGUUCUAUCUAGACCGGUACUCAAUGUGGUUUUCACAAGGUUUGUUCGGCAUGGCCAACUCUCAGAUUCCAAUGGUCAAUAUCUGGGAUGACCAUGACAUCAUCGACGGUUACGGAUCUUAUCCCCAUCACUUUAUGCAGACACCAGUCUUUACCGGCAUUGGCGCAGUGGCCUUCAAAUACUACAUGCUCUUCCAGCAUCAGUCAGUCCCGGCCGAGACCGAACAGACAGAGCCCUCGUGGGUGCUUGGCAAGAGUCCUGGACCUUAUAUCAGAGAGCGUUCGCGGAGCGUCUUUAUGCAUCUGGGGAGAGAGUUGGCCUUCCUUGGGCUAGACUGUCGGACGGAGCGACGACGUGACGAGAUCCUGACUGAAGACUCAUAUGACAUCGUUUUCGAUCGACUCGAGGACGAGAUUAUUAAAGGCCAGACCAAGCACUUGAUCGUCCUUCUGGGCGUACCUAUUGCGUACCCAAGGUUGAAUUUCCUUGAAAACAUUCUGACCAGCAGAAUGAUGGACCCUAUCAAGGCUCUGGGCCGAGCUGGUCUGCUUGGUGGCUUUGUUAACAAGUUCGACGGUGGAGCCGAGAUCCUCGACGAUCUCGAUGAUCAUUGGACUGCUAAGCACCACAAGGAGGAACGCAACUGGUUCAUCAAGGAGCUGCAGCACGUCGCACAGACCAAGUCUGUUCGCGUCACGAUUCUCGGAGGUGAUGUGCAUCUUGGUGCUGUUGGCCAGUUCUACUCCAACAAGAAGCUGAAGAUCCCGAAGGACAAGGAUGCGAGAUACAUGCCGAACGUAGUCUCAUCCGCUAUUGUCAACACGCCACCGCCAGACAUGAUGGCUGAUAUCCUCAACAAGCGCAACAAAGUGCACCACCUUGACGCCAACACUGAUGAAGAUAUGAUUCCGAUAUUCACACACGACGUAGACGGAAAGAAGAGGAACAAUAACCACCUUCUCCCUCACCGAAACUGGUGCAGUAUUCGUCAGUACAAGCCUGGGUCGUCGCCACCUGGUACACCUGAGCCAGAAGACAGACCGCAGCCCGCUAGGAGACUCUCGGAUACUUUCAAUCCGCGCCAGAUGGUCAGAAGAUUUAGCAGUGACCAAGGGCGACGCCCAAGCGUACGAGGACGCGGUCCACCUCUAUCGUACUACAACAACCCUCAAAAUGCCACUGCCGAUGAGCUGCAGUCCAACGUGCACAAUCAGCCUCAGUCGUCGUUCUCGCCAGACCGGUCCGAGAGCGAACGGCCCACUCGGUCUCGCCGCAACUCGUUGACUUCACUCUUCCGCCGCCGCGCUUCGGUCGACAGUGUAGACCGCCGCGACUCUACACAAAGUCUGCCGCCAACCCAAGCGCGCAAUGAUGCCUCCCUCGAGCGUCCUUUUGAGUUCAAACGCAGGCCCAGCGUUCUGACCAAGAAAGGAUUGCAACAGAACAAGAAGAGAGACUUCAUCAACCUUGAAGGCGGCCUGGAUAUUUCAUUGAAUAUGGAAGUCUCACAGCAUGAUCCGGCGGGCAUCACAACACCUUACCGCCUUUUGAUUCCUGCCCUCAAUUACACCACUCCCGAGCCUGGCAUGGUUGAGAAGCAUCCACGCAAAGGCAGUUUCCUCGGCAUCUUCGGUGGAGGCCGGCGCAAGAGGAGACCUAUCGGCGAUGAUGGCUACUCCCAGAGUGGUAGUGAGAGCGGCAGUGGUAGCGAUCUAGGAGAGAUGUCAGAAGAGGACGAGGAAGAGCGCGCUCGUCAAAGGUACAAAGUCGGACCCAGGAUUCUGAUCCCUGGCUUUGGAUCCCGCAAUAAGCGCGCCGCUCCUACGUCCCAAGCUCUUCCUGCUGGCAACCGUCUGAGCUCAGGCUUCCAUGCUAACGAGGCUGUCGCAGAUCCCGCAUACACAGACGGAGCCCGCGACGUCGCGGCAGGCAGCAGGCAAAGCGAAGACGUGGGUCCCGCAAUCUACGGCCGGCAAGGCUCAGCAUGGGAGUCUGUUAGCGGAAGAAGACACAGCAGCGCUCCUCAGCCUCAGCCUCAGUCUGUACCCCAGACUGCAGUGCUGCCGCCCGUGGGGUCUGGAUCCUUGCGGAAAACACCCACACACAACGCGUCACACAAGUCGCAGCUGCCUGACCCUCAGUCGCCUGAAGUGAACAGGCAUUCCAUGGGUGGCAUCCUGAAUCAGCACGGCAACGACAACUUCGAGCACGAUGCUCAUGUCCUCGCUCAUAUCCCAUCGGAAUCGAAACACGACACACAGAAACGCAAGUCCUACCCACCACACCCCGCCAUCGUAGGCGCUGGUCCAGACUCACCAUACAACUACCGUGGUGGCAUGCAAGCACGAGACGACACCGCAGGGGCCGACUACUUCAGCAGCGGGCCGCGACCCAGCAGCCAGUCCCGCCCUGUAUCCAAUGGCCACUAUGCACCUCCAGCGCCUCAGCGAGCAGCGCCCCCACCUUUACCUGCUCUACUGCCUGUACCUGCGCCCGAGAGAGCUAUCUACGUCGAACGAGGCGGAUACGAUCGCACGUCCUAUCCCGCGUACCCUAGCAGCAACCACAACGCCGGGGUGGGAGCGAGACAUCUCGGCAACGGACGGUAUGAGGAUGACGAAUAUGAUAGCCUCGAUGAAGACGAGAGGAGCUAUAGCGCAAGCGAGCAGGAGAUGAGCCAGGAGAGCUUUGUGCCGCCCAAGCCGAAGAAGAGAUGGCAGAUCUGGCGGUAGGUGGGAAGUAUAAUGGUUGGACAGCCAUGUUGGGAAAAUUUGGAUACUGCGAUUACGAUUGAUGAUGUUAUGACUUAUGAUGGAGGGCCAAGAGAGGAGAGGUAGUAUAUAUAAUAGUGCAGCACUGUAUUCAUUGUUAUUCUCUCGGCCC